UAAUAUGUUAUUUGCGUCUUUUAAAAAAUGACGGUAAAAAAUUAACUGACGAGAAUAAAGGAACAAAUUUUAAAAUUGCUUUUCAUUUUACGUCUGUUAUUAACACUCGACUAUUGUGUUAGCGAGGUUUUAAAAACGACACAAAAUGAAAUAGAAGAGACAGCAACCGACGUAAUAAAAUGUAAAAUCCUUAAAACCUAAUCAGAUGCCUACUGUUCACAACCUAACUCUCUUCAAAUUUGCUCUGGCGAAACAGGCGGCUCCUCUGUCCUCUUUGAUACUGCGCCCAGUCGAAGAGAACCAAAGGGCUCGAGUGGAUUCAACUACACCCCAUCUCAUCCACUUCAAAAAGUGUAAUCCCUAAAAGUUGGUUUCCUCUCACUCGUGAUUCUCCCUCCCUCACAUUUUUCUCUCGCUAUUUUUGUCGAUAUACCCUAAACGCAUACUCCCGUCUCUCGAACCAACUCGCAUUUUGUGUCCCUUGCUUCUUGGUCUGCCGCCGCCGCCGGAGUAGCCUUCACAGAGGACCAUGUCACAGACAAUAAUAAGAACAUUGAGAUGAAACAUCCUGGAAAUAUUAGUUUUGGAACUACAGAGGUAGUAUAUAGUGUUGGAGCUUGCUCAGAGCGUAAAAGAUUCGUCGAAUUGUCAAGUGAAAAUAAGGAUGAAAUUAUCAAUCGGAUGGAUGUUUUGAAUCCCCAGAGAAGAGAUAGAUCGACUGAAGUUGGACUGUCUACAAAGAAAAGAGGAGAAUUCGAAGGAAAUCACUGGAAAUGGCCAUUAAUAAUGACUGGAGCUAUUCUUGAAAUCUCUAGCUGUUCCCAGCCGAUACAAGUUAAUGGCUCUUCAACUUUGACACUGCAUCCUACACUGUGUUUGACACGCUCUUGGAUUCAAGCUACAUAUGCUUGGUGAUCUUGGGGUUUCCUACUGUUUGUAGCUGAAAUUUCAGAGUGGAGACUCAACUCAGUGUACUUAACAAGAAAAUGACAAAAGGAAUAUUUUGUAUACUAACACAAUUUUGGUAUUAUGUGAUUAGUUAAAAGAGUUGAUUACUAAUUUUAUAUAAGUUUUAAAAAUGUUAUUA
This is a messenger RNA of Cannabis sativa, 1087 nucleotides long. RefSeq lists its product as uncharacterized. Bases 559 to 915 code for a protein of 118 amino acids. The record is from RefSeq and is a predicted model, not a curated record. NCBI's taxonomy places the organism in Eukaryota, Viridiplantae, Streptophyta, Magnoliopsida, Rosales, Cannabaceae. The transcript has 5 exons.